AUGCCCGGCGAAAAGGAGAUCGUCAGCCACGAGGUCGGCCUCGACUCGAGCCUCCAGGAUGACCGCGACAUGGAGCGUCUGGGAAAAGCCCAGCAAUUCAAGCGUAACUUCCGCUUCUAUUCCAUCCUCGGUUUCACCACCACUCUCAUGGCCAGCUGGGAGUCUAUUCUGCUCACGAGUACUUAUGGCCUGAUUGAUGGAGGCCGCGCCGGCAUGGUUUAUGUCUAUAUUGGCUCCUUUGUCGGGUUCUUCUCCUCCGUCAUUUCCAUGGCCGAGAUUGCUUCUAUGUGGGUGCUCUUUCCGAGCGAUGAGACUGGGUCUCAACACGCGAUGCGCCAGGACGAACCAUCUAACCAUCAUAUUUCUACUAGUGCGCCGACUUCUGGUGGACAAUAUCAUUGGGUCAGUGAAUUUGCGACUCCGCGAUUUCAGCGUUUUCUGAGCUACAUCACUGGCUGGUUGUCGGUGCUGGGAUGGCAGGCAGCCUUCGCUAGUAUUUGCUUCCUCUGUGGUACGCUGAUCCAGGGCUUGCUCGUUUUCAACUACUCCGGCCCCACCGGCUAUGUCUACGUCGACGAACGCUGGCACGGAACCCUCCUCACCAUUGCGAUUGCCACCGUCGGCACUCUGGUCAACACAUACGGCGCGCGCCUGCUCCCGCCGCUGGAGGGCGUCAUUCUGUUCCUACACCUGGGUGGAUUCCUGGCUGUCCUCGUCCCUAUGUGGGCGAUGGGCCCGGCCAAGGCCUCCGACUAUUCCGUGUGGAACGAAUUCACUAACUCCGGUCAAUGGUCCAGCAUGGGACUCGCCUGUCUCGUCGGCCAGCUGACCCCCAUUUUCUCCUGGACCGGUCCUGAUGCCGCGACGCACAUGGCCGAGGAGGUGCAAAACGCCGCCUUUGUCGUGCCCUGGUGCAUGGUCUCGACCGCCCUGAUCAACGGUGGUCUCGGCUUCAUCAUGCUGAUCACUCUUCUCUAUAACAUGGGUGAUAUGCAGAGUGUCCUGUCCCCAGCGAGCGGCUUCUCUUUUCUCCCCGCCGUCGAACAUGCGACAGGUUCCAAGGCCGCUACCAAUGGUGUCGCUGCCAUCAUCCUCAUCAUGGAGGUCUGCAGUGCGAUCAGUAUUCUCGCGACCGCCUCGCGUCAGACCUUUGCGUUUGCUCGUGACAACGCUCUUCCCUUCUCCGGCGCCCUCGCUCACGUCAACAAGAGCCUUCGGAUUCCCGUCACCUCCGUCAUCGUCUCGACCAUGAUCACCGUGUUGCUGUGUCUGAUCAACAUCGGUUCGACCGCUGCCUUCAACGCCAUUGCCUCAGUCAUGAUUGCGGCUCUGUUCAGCACCUACAUUUUGUCGAUCGGGGCCUUCAUUCGCGCGCGCAUGUUGCCCGGCGGUCUCCCGCCCACCCGCUUCUCGCUAGGCAAGCUCGGGUUGCCCUUGAACGUAUUCUCGGUUGCCUACCUGUGCUUCGCCAUCAUCUUUACCUUCUUCCCCACCGCCAACUACCCAACUCUCGUUGACAUGAACUGGUCCAUCUUGGUUUUUGGUGUUGUUGUGAUUUUCGCCUGCGUGCAGUACUUUGUUCAUGGACGUCGGAUCUACCAAGCCCCCGUCACUCAGGUCCGCAAGACCGACUAA
Penicillium argentinense is the source of this 1635-nucleotide messenger RNA. RefSeq lists its product as uncharacterized. Bases 1 to 1635 code for a protein of 544 amino acids. Gene Ontology annotation, molecular function: transmembrane transporter activity. The record is from RefSeq and is a predicted model, not a curated record. Gene Ontology annotation, biological process: transmembrane transport. NCBI's taxonomy places the organism in Eukaryota, Fungi, Ascomycota, Eurotiomycetes, Eurotiales, Aspergillaceae. Gene Ontology annotation, cellular component: membrane. The transcript has 4 exons.